This is a messenger RNA of Cuculus canorus (common cuckoo), 3766 nucleotides long. It is a transcript of the gene RELT, whose product is annotated as RELT TNF receptor. NCBI's taxonomy places the organism in Eukaryota, Metazoa, Chordata, Aves, Cuculiformes, Cuculidae. The transcript is spliced from 11 exons. Gene Ontology annotation, biological process: apoptotic process. The record is from RefSeq and is a predicted model, not a curated record. Bases 86 to 1237 code for a protein of 383 amino acids.
GUCACGUAAAGGGGCGGGGCGUGCGCGAGCCGCGCUCUCAUUCAUAAGGCGCGGGGGCGGCCGGGCAGGCAGGUCUCCCUUGGCAAUGAAGAGGUGCAGGAUGUGGUGGUGGCUCAUCUCUAUCCUGGCGGUGCUGAGUGGACCCAGCAUGGGGGCCGGGAGCUGUGGACCCCAGGAAUAUGAGACGUUGGGAUGCCCCCCUGGAGAGGAGCCUGCUGGGGUGUGUGGCUCAGCACCAGAUCUGGUGAGGACCUGCCGAGCUUGUUCCCCUGGUACCUUCUCUCCAGGGGGUGUAUCCUGCUCCAAUCACACCCGCUGCUGGGCCAGGAACAGGGUCCUGGUGGCACCAGGGACACCACUGACUGACAGCCGCUGUGGAGCCUGCCUGCCAGGGUUUUACAGCCCUGAAGGGGAAAGGGAGUCCUGGGGCCGGUGCCUGCCCUGCACCACCGCUCCCCGCAGCACCCCAGGGUGCCCAGGCCGACGGCGAGCCCGCAGCCCUGAAACACUGGGCCAGAUGGUGAGGAACAAUGGUACAUGGGUGACCAUGAUGGGUGAGGAAGAGGAGGAGGAGGAGGAGGCCGCGGCACAGGCAGGGGUGCUGACCAUUGUCCCGGUCUUCUGCGCCAUGGGAUUGUUGGGCAUCCUGGUCUGCAACCUGCUGAAGAAGAAGGGUUACCACUGCACUGCCAGCAAGGACCCCCGGCCUAUCAGCACCAGUUCCAGCUCCAUCUACCACCUGGAGGAUGCCAACGAGGACACCAUUGGGGUGCUGGUGCGGUUAAUUGCUGAGAAGAAAGAAAAUGCUGCUGUACUGGAGGAGCUGCUGAAGGAGCAUCACGACCAACAGCUGAUGCCACCAUCAGGCUGCACCUCCCCAAAUAAGCUGCACUUCCUGCCUCAGUUUCCCCCUGCCUGCCAGCACCAGCAGCACCUUCACACCGUGCAGGGUUUGGCCCCGUGUGCCCGCUGCAGCCAGAAGAAGUGGCCUGAGGUGCUGCCAUUGCUCAAUGCCACCAAGGUCCUCAAACCCAGGGGUCGCCCUGGUGAGGUGACAAUAUUCUCUGUUGGCAGGUUUCGGGUAUCCCGGAUUCCUGAGCUGAGGAGUGAGGCACAGGGUGAACCCCUCCGUGGUACCCUCCCUGCUGGUAGCGAGAUGCAGCCCUUGUGCUUGAAAAGUACUGAUGCCCCCUCUGAGCUGACACCUGGCCUGGGGGCUGCCUCGGCAGGACGGUGACACCCACAGAGACCCCAUGAGGGGACAGCGGAUGUUGGAGACCACAUGAAAGCCAGUGCCACUUGUAGCCACAAAGCGCUGGAGGUGGCAGCUUGAAUUCUGCUGCUACCACCAAGGUGUCCACUGGCAACAUCGCAAAUCCAACACCUUGCCCAGCUGGUGAGAAGGAUUCCCUGCCCCUGAGGUCUGGUGGUGGCCACGGCAUGGUGGCCUGAUGGAGAGCCUCUCCGGGAGCCACAACACCAAAGCACAGCUCUGUUGGAGGCACCAUGCAACAGAGGAUGUCACGUGGUUGGGAUGCCUUUUGAUGGCCACCUUCUGGGUCCGUUGAACUGAAGCCUCCCCAGGAGCAUCACGUGCUCCUGAGUUCCCUCCAUCACCAGGUGCCAGCUCUCAACAUUGCACGCUACAAUGGUCCCUGGAUCACAGGAAAACUACCUUACCAACAACCCAGCUGGGGCAUGGUUGCUCUGGCCAAGACUGGUCUCCUGCAUCUGUAUCUCCUCUUCUAUUCAAAGUCUCAGUGAGCCCAGGAGAGAAUGUCGUGGUGAUGGUCUGCUCACCAUAAAGAUCACACGCUCCAAUUGCCACAGCAGCUGUUUCCACAGAACCACAUUGGCUCAGCCGUGUCGGGGUCAGUGGGACAACCCACCCAAGGUUGGGUUGGAGACUCUCAAGCUCCACCAUCAACCUAGAAAUGGGUUUAUGGCUGGUCCCAUUCACUUCUCCACAUCACCACGCUGAAAAACCAACCACCGAACCCUCUCGGGCUCUUUUAUUUAUUUUUUGGAAACAUUUUAAUAGUUAUCGAAUGUUCUACAUCUUACAGUAAAUAUCGUACAGUUACAAACUCUUGGCUGAAAUCUGUCAGGGAGAUCACGACCGGAUCUUCAGAACCAAAACCAGAACAGAAAACAAACGGAAAAAAACCCCAAAUUUACACUUCAGGUGGACAAACCGAGGCUGUGGGGCUUUCCAGGGCAUCAGUUCAAGGCCAUGUUCCCUACACACCUUUGAGACUUAGGCUUGGAAGACAUGGUUACGCUUGGUUUUUAAUGUCUUUUUUUCUUUUUUAAUAUCUAUUUAUUUUUGCUUAAGAGGUCCAGUAAUAUUCAAAAAGGAGCUGGCCUGUUGGUCGAAAUGAAUUAAAAAAUUAAUUACAUAGAAAGGUGGGUAGGAGACCAGCAUGUGUUUGCUCCAUGCUACGGGGACAGGAGGGUUUAUGUGUGAUCCUGCACUUCACUGUCUCAUUUUCCCUCCCUCACUGUGCUUCCUGAUGCCUGCCAGCCCUGUGAAUUGCUCCUCACCCACAGCCCUGAUCCUGAACUACUCUCACCCCAUGAAAAACAGCUUCCCCAGCUUCAUCCCUUGCAGGAAGGUGCAGUGAUGCUGCAGGUGGCUGUACUGUAGCAGGAUUUUCAGCAUGACUGAAUGUCUCCAACCAGGAAUUGUUGCCAUUAAACCAUGUAUUUUGCUAUUCCUGCUUUGCAAACAUCCCUGUAACAGGUUAUUUUACUUGAUUACCAGUGAAUCUGUAAGUGUCAUGGUGCUACAUGCUGCAAAAAUCCCUUUCCAAGCUUUACUUCUUCCCAAUCUCCUUAACAGGCUUUACUUUCCUUUUUCCCUAUGGGAAUCCUAGGACACAGCAGAAAAAUAUGUAGAUACUGAUUCUGCUGAUAGCCUAGCAUGCGUGGCAAAGCAAAGGAAAGAUGGGCAGGGGGUCACUGCAUUUUGGGGAUGAGGGAUGCUCAGAGGGCCUGAAAAAUUGGACAAUUUGAAAAAAAAAAACAAACCCAACCCCUGGAUUUACGGGUAUCCAGCAGCUCUUAUUGCUAUUGUCAAGUGGUUGGGUUUUCCUAUUGAAAAUAAACCCUCCAAAUGUGUUUUUUUUCCCUUCCUCUAAGAAAGCAAGACCCUAUUUCAUGUCCUUCUGCUGGGGACCACAUCAUCCGAAUCCCCUGUGGGGAUGCAUCCACCUCCGGAUGCAGAAGGGGAUGGUAAAGAGUGGGGAGUCUCUGGGAAGGACUGUAUUCAGCAGGAUGCCGGCAGCUGGGGGAAAACCUGAUACCCUGAAACAUCCAUCAUUAAAAAAAACAAAACACCAAGACUUUUAAAUAACACUUCAUGGUAAUUACAUCUUGAAACUGCAAAAAGCUCGACUGGGUUAUUCAGAAAAUACAGAAGCAAAUCCUCCCCUGGAGGGUUCAGCCGCUUGGAGGCGAGAUGGGUACAGGCUCCGAGGGGCUCACUCGAGUUGGGGGCCACCACUACUAUUAACAUGUCUUUUCCCCCAGAUCUCAUAUUACAGCUCAUGUUUAAAGCAAAGCUACCGGCAGGGAUGGGUUAAUGGGCACAACGCAGUUUGAGAGUUACUUUCUUUCCCCUUUAGCAGGAAUUUUAAUCUCUCAGACUUUCCCAGAGGUUUAACCCCUCCUGCCCUUCCCGUUAAAAGCUGGUGUGAUCCUUCAUGAUGGGAAACCCUUUUUUUCCAAAGCUUUGCUGGGAAUGAAAUAUUUGAGAAGCUGGUGG